Panicum virgatum (switchgrass) is the source of this 4186-nucleotide messenger RNA. RefSeq names its product probable complex I intermediate-associated protein 30. Lineage: Eukaryota; Viridiplantae; Streptophyta; Magnoliopsida; Poales; Poaceae. Gene Ontology annotation, cellular component: mitochondrion. Gene Ontology annotation, biological process: mitochondrial electron transport, NADH to ubiquinone; mitochondrial respiratory chain complex I assembly. Bases 3194 to 3721 code for a protein of 175 amino acids. The transcript is spliced from 8 exons. The record is from RefSeq and is a predicted model, not a curated record.
GAGUCCGGGCGCCGCUUCCCUGGACGAGGAGGCCUCCGCCUCCCGAGUCAAGCGCCGCCGUCUCCUCCGCCUCCCGAGCAAGCACCGCCGACUCCUGCGCCUCCCGAGUCGAGGCGCCGCCGCCUCCACCUUCUGAACGGCGCCGCCCCUCUACCGUCACGCCCAGUCUGCGCCGCCCUCCAUCUCCUCCCCGGCAUCUCCCCCGUGUCCUCCCUGUCCAGCGCCGCCGUCUGCCUCCCCACCCAGUGCCGCCGUCUGCCUCCCCAUCCAGCGCUGCUCGUCCGUCUCCCCGUCCAGCCGCCGCGUCAUCACCGCCCCUCGUCAGCGCAGAUCCGGUUUCUGCGCCGCGGCCAAAUGUCCGAUCUGCAUUGCUGCUCUAGCAUCUUCAGGGUGUAGAAGUUUUGAGCUGGAGUCAAAUUUUGUGAUGUUGUUUAACUUGAUGCUUAUAAGUUGGAAGUGGUGCACCACCGUUAUGCAUUGCUCUGCUCUAUGUGGUGGUAAACCUCAAGAUAUGAUGCCGCUCGGUUGGAUGCAAGUGCCAAGUAACUAAGAUGAGUUUAUUUAGCAGCAAACAUGCAUUGUGAAUCUCAUGACUUGAGGUUGGCAUUUGUACUGAAGACAUGGGGUUGGCAUUUGUAUUUAUAAAUUUGAAUGUAUGGAUGAUCAUGCAAUGCAUUGUCUUGCGUAUUGAGUACUUGCUACAAUUAUCAAACAAUCAGUUUGUUAGAGGAGUCAAGGGCCUAUUGGGCCUUAGCCCAUUAGGGUUAAUUAGUCGCUUGCUUAAGGGUCAAGUAAACCUCUCUAUAUAAGGAGAGGAGAUGUAUCAAUCUAAUCAAGCAAGAGAUUAGAAGGAAAUCCCUUCUCUCUUGCCGGCCGUGGGCGAAGCCCCGCGGCCGGCGUUCCCAGCGCCCCCAACCCUAGCCGCCGCUCUCUCGCCCUCGCAGCCGCCGCCUCGUGAACAGUACCCGCGGUACUGUAGCGCCGCCGCCUCCUCCCUCAGCACUCUCUCCUCUCGAUCCCAUCAGCAUUCAUAACAUCUGGUAUCAGAGAUGUCAGGCCCCCCUGCGACCUCCGCCCCCCAACCGCCGCCGCCGCCGCCACCGUCGUCCACCAUGGCACUCGCGCUCUCUUCGUCCUCGACCGCGCCAUCCUCGUCGUUCCCCCAGGGCGCGACGCCCCCCAACUUCGUCAUGACGCCGGCGCAGUUAACCGCCGCCGUCCUCAACUUGGGCCAACAGUUGGCCGGGAUCCGCGACCUUCUCCUGCAGCGCCAGGUGGACGACUUCUCCGCACAGAUGGCAGCCCUGGCACCGGUCGCGUGGCCGCCCUCGAAGCCUGUAUGGUCGCCGCCGUCGCCGCCCGUCUGGUUGCCGCCCUCGACGCCCGUGUGCUCCCGCCCUCGCCGUCCGUGUGCCCGCCAUCCGCACCCGGGUGGCCGCCGACGGCAGCCCUUACGCCGGUUGAGUGCCUGCCGCCUUCCUCCAUCGCGGCGACCUCGCACCAGUUGACGCGGCUGGCGGCGGUCAAAGGCACGCCAUCACCCUCAGCGCAGCCGCCUCUGCCGUUAGAUCCGGUUAUCCCGGAGGAUUUCGUCGCGCCGCAGGUCCCGCAACCAGCCUGCGGGCUCCUGGCUGCCGCGGAGAGCAGCAGCCCGGCACUGUUGUCCUUCCCUCCUGCGUCAAUCCCGCCGUUCACCACCACCAGCCCCGCGCCACCGCAACAGCACUGCGCACGCGCUUUCUUCGGGGGCGUGGAUGGCAUCCAGGCAUCGGCGGCGGUGCGGCUACAGGCUGCAGCACGCGGCCUCCUAGCGCGGCGACGGCUACAGAAGAUGCGCUUGGAGAUGCAAGAGGCGGCUUUGACAGCGAUCGACCUCGGCAAUUGGGGGCGCAACCUCGACAAAUGGGGGCGCGACCUCGCCCCGUCAGACGGCCACCAGCGCUCGUGCCAACUCGCCGCUGUCUUCACGCGCAUGCAUGGUAGCGAACUCCAAUUCUACAGCAGCGAUAGGGGAGGCGCUUUCCUCCUUGACAUCGGCGGAGGCACAUUGCCUGGCGCCAUCACGUUCCGUCACCGGCCACCACGAGGACGUCUCCGCUGGUCGCUGUCGCGACUAAUUUCCGGUGGCCAUACCUAUCCUCCCCUCUCGUUCCGAUGGUCUCCAUGGGAUCCAGGCGGCUACUUACGUGCAGGUCCAGCACAAGGAGGGUGUCCGCCGUAUCUUCAAGAGUCAAAAAUAAAGAAUUGCAGUUUAUUUAAAAUAAGCCGAGAUGUAAAAGGCUUGUUCUUAGGUUUUCGGUUUGCAUCUAGUGGAGUCAUCAUUAGCGUCAUUGUUAGGUUGCAGCGCGAGGACGAGCUGCAUGUCCAGGUGGGGUGUAGUGUUAGAGGAGUCAAGGGCCUAUUGGGCCUUAGCCUAUUAGGGUUAAUUAGUCGCUUGCUUAGGGGUCAAGUAAACCUCUCUAUAUAAGAGAGGAGAUGUAUCAAUCUAAUCAAGCAAGAGAUUAGAAGGAAAUCCCUUCUCUCUUGCCGGCCGUGGGCGAAGCGCGGCCGGCGUUCCCAGCGCCCCCAACCCUAGCCGCCGCUCUCUCGCCCUCGCAGCCGCCGCCUCGUGAACAGUACCCGCGGUACUGUAUCACCGCGGGUACUGUAGCGCCGCCGCCGCUUCCCUCAGCGCUCUCUCCUCUCGAUCCCAUCAGCGUUCAUAACAUCGGGUAUCGUCAAGGGCCUAUUGGGCCUUAGCCCAUUAGGCCCUCGACUCCUCUAACACAGUUUCCCAUUUUCUUAUUUUUCCUUGAUUUUUUCUGAUUUUUUAAGACUAUUUUUUUUGCUCUAGGGUUUCCUCCCCUGGUUCUCCAAAUAGAGGCGGGGAUUUACUAACCCAAGUGGGAAUGGCACCCAGGGAAAUCAAUUGACGUAAUAAUCCCUACGUGGGGUGCCUUCCCUGGGCUAGCUACCCCCUGCUUCCCAAACUAAGCCUAACUGUGCUAUUUGUGUUGGGAUCUGACCAUGUAUUUUUACCUACUAACUUCGAUCCUAUACUGGGUCCGCCCCUGGAAUUAGAUUCUUUCCUUUUUUCCCCCCUUUUCUACGGCAUCAGACCGAUCCUUCUUUCUCUGAAUCCUGUCGAAUUUACUGUGAUUCAUUUGAUGCGUGUCAUGUACACAGAGUUGGUCUUCAUUAUCCUCCGCCCCUGAUGUCGAGGCUGCGAGCUUUGUGGCAAGCUUCCUUUAACGCCACCAAGAGAGCUCUUGUAUGGAGUUCAGAUGAUCUAAUUCCACCAAGCGAAAGAUAUAUCUUCAAUUUUAACUCAAAAGAUGAGCUGAAAAGGUGGCAUUUGUACUCAGAUUCAGAGUACGGAGGUUUAUCUUCUGCAUCAUUGGAGAUAACUGAUAGCACUGCUGGUGCAGAUACUUCAUUAACUGGUGUGUUUUCUGGUAAUCUUUCUUCGGAUAUGUCUGAGGACUCAACAUGGAGGAUCAGGCGCUAUGGAUUCUGCGGAAUGCGAUCAAAGAAGUUUGAUGGUUUCAUUGACCUUGAUGCAUAUGAUACAAUAGCAAUGAAGAUCAAAGGGGAUGGAAGAUGCUACAUAUCUACCAUAUACACAGAGAAUUGGGUGAAUUCACCAGGACAACAAGAAGAUAAUUCAUGGCAGGCUUUUGUGUACACACCUCAGGGCAGAUGGCAAAUACUGAAGUUUCUGUUUCAUUCAGAUCCCUCUUGAUCACUAUUUACCUACAUGGAGAGGAAAUGUGAUUGAGGCAAAGUUGGAAAUGAAUCCUGCUCGUAUUGUGGGGAUGUCUCUCUCUGUAAAUGCAGAAGGCGGUGUUCCUGGUGCCAAGACUGGGACUGGUGAUUUUAGGCUAGAAGUUGAUUGGAUCAAGGCAUUGAGAACACUCUGAGGUCCACGAGUCAUAGUCUUAUUUGAGCGCUCAAGGAUGGCAAUGGCAUUUUCUUUCUCUUCUGUUUCACCAGGCGCUGCCAUUGCUGGAAUUUUGUCAGCGACCAAAACCUCAUGACUACAUGAGUAACAGUAGUUCAGAUUGCCCGCUCCUGUAUGUACUUUUACGUGUAUGAAAUUUCCAUGUUUGUUGGUAAACAUGGAAGGCUGCUGCAGUUCGGCACCAAUGAAUAAUAAAUAUUGUUUUCCAUUUGAGGUUUAUAAAUAAAUGAUUAAAUUAAAAAUGCA